Trypanosoma cruzi is the source of this 1200-nucleotide messenger RNA. RefSeq lists its product as uncharacterized. Bases 1 to 1200 code for a protein of 399 amino acids. The record is from RefSeq and is a predicted model, not a curated record. NCBI's taxonomy places the organism in Eukaryota, Euglenozoa, Kinetoplastea, Trypanosomatida, Trypanosomatidae. The transcript has a single exon.
AUGUUCUCCGCGGUAGAUGCCGUGAAAUAUCUCGCUUCUGGCAGAGGCGUCUUUGACUCCAUCUGCGAUCUUAUUAUCCGCCCCCCGCGGGCGGAAUACGAUUUGGAGAUGGACUUGGGCCCGACGCUCUUCCGCAUUAGCGACGACUCAGAGCUUUUCACUCGCACCGAGCUCACUCUCACGAACAUGCGUGGACUGGGGGUGGAGUGCUCAUGGUUCCGCCCCAGGGCUCGCCGUCGUCAGCCCUGCGUCAUUUACCUCCACGGCAACUGUGGCUCCCGCUAUGACGCGCUGGAGGCUCUUUUUAUACUGCGGCACAAUUUUUCACUUUUUGCUUUUGACGCGACGGGGAGCGGGAAGUCGGAGGGAGAGUACAUCUCGCUUGGUUUUUAUGAGCGGCAGGAUUUGGCCGCAGUGGUAGAUUAUCUUCUUGGACAAAACGACGUCGAAGGAAUCGGCUUGUGGGGACGCAGCAUGGGGGCGGUGACGUCCAUCAUGUACGCCGCGAAAGACGCCUCUAUUAAGUGUAUUGUCUGCGAUUCGCCCUUCUCUACAUUGCGUUUACUCAUAAAGGAUUUGGUGAAAAGGUAUGGCUCAAAGCGCUUUCCAGCGAGGCUAGUGGACGGCAUUGUGGAUCGCAUUCGCAAGCGCAUUGCGAAGCGCGCUGCCUUUAACAUUGAUGAGUUGGAUGCUUUGAAGUAUGCUUCCGAGUGUGUCGUGCCAACAUUUAUAUUUCAUGGUGACACCGAUGACUUUGUGGUGCUGAGCCACUCCAUUGCUGUGUCCAAUGCGUUCAAGGGUUCGUGCCUGCACCACUUGGUGGCUGGCGGUCACAACGAUGAGCGCGGCGAAGAUGUCCGUGAGAUCAUCGUCCAGUUCCUGACGCUGUACCUCAUUCAUAAGCCGCAGGGAGAGCGUGACCGCAAGAUGGGGCCUCAGCCCGUAUUCAUAAAGGGGAUACAAACAGAGGCAGCAGAGAAGAAGAAGGCAGAAGAAUCGUCGACCCCAUCGUGCAGGGACGAAGACGAUGAUAACGAUGAUAUCGAUGACGCAUCUGUCGCUAAUGAGAAUUACGCUCCGCUGGCGCCCAUUAGUUUCACAAGGCCGCUCUUGUGCGCUGCCUCGCCGUUGCCGACACCCGGGGAUGAAACGAUUGCUGCAGACGAAGAAGAGGGAAAGGAAGAGGAGGCGACUGCAUGA